UCGAACAAAAAUGGCGGAAGGUCUGGACGGUCGCGAGUUCGGCAAGUCGGAUUUCGUCCUUCUGGACGAAGUCACGAUAGAUUCCUUCAUGCAGAACCUGAAACUCAGGUUCCAGAAAGGAAAGAUCUACACGUAUGUGGGGGAGGUGGUGGUUUCUGUUAACCCGUAUCGGACCAUGGACAUAUACGGCCCUGACGCGGUGAAACGUUACCAGGGACGAGAGUUUUACGAGUGCCCGCCACAUCUGUUCGCUGUCGGCGACGCCGCGUACAAGAGCAUGAAGAGACAGUCCAGGGAUACGUGCAUCGUCAUAUCAGGUGAGAGUGGAGCAGGUAAAACAGAGGCGUCUAAGAUCAUCAUGAGGUACAUCGCAGCUGUCACUAAUGUCAGUCAGAGGCAGGAGGUCGAGAGAGUGAAGAACAUCCUACUGCAGACCAACUGUAUCUUAGAAGCGUUCGGAAACGCCAAGACGAACCGGAACGACAACUCCAGCCGGUUUGGGAAAUACAUGGACAUCAACUUUGACUUCAAGGGGGAUCCGAUAGGAGGGCACAUCAACAACUAUCUGUUAGAGAAGUCUCGAGUUGUGAGCCAGCAGCCAGGAGAAAGGAACUUCCACUCCUUCUACCAGCUGUUGUCAGGUGCUCCAGACCAGCAGCUACAGAAGAUGCACCUGUCCAGGUCCCCCCAGGGGUACACCUACACCUGUCCUCAGUCUCAGUCUGACUCUGGCCCCCUCCCCAUCAGUGAUAAGGCAGACUUUAAGGCAGUCCAGACAGCCAUGAAGUCCGUAGGCUUCUCCAAGGAGGAGUACGCCACAGUCUACAACAUCAUCGCGGCCAUCUUACACCUGGGGAAUGUCGAGUUCCUAGCCGAGGACGAAGACUCGUGCGACGUAGCGAAUCGUGAGGCCCUGGCGGCCGCGGCGUCGUUGCUACGGACGACAGAGGAGGAGCUAACGAAGGCGCUGUGUUUCCGCGUGGUGGCGGCUCGAGGGGAGGUCAUGACGAAAGGUCACACGCAGCAGCAGGCGCUGUACGGGAGGGACGCCUUCGCUAAGGCUAUCUACGAGCACCUGUUCACCUGGAUCGUUAGCCGCAUUAACGACGUGAUCGCCGUGACAACCACGCGGCACCAACACGGGAAGGACACGGUCAUCGGCGUGCUCGACAUCUACGGCUUCGAGAUCUUCGACAACAACAAUCUGGAACAGCUGUGCAUUAACUACUGUAACGAGAAGCUUCAGCAGCUGUUCAUCGAGCUGGUGCUGAAACAGGAACAGGAAGAGUACCAGCGGGAGGGCAUCACAUGGACAAAUAUCGACUACUUCAACAACAAGAUCAUCUGUGACCUUGUGGAGCAGCAGCACAAGGGCAUCAUCGCCAUCCUGGACGAGGCUUGUCUGAGUGUGGGGAACAUCACCGACAAGAUGUUUUUACAAGCCAUGAACCAGAAGCUGAGUAACCACGACCACUACACCAGCAGACAGCUGGUUCCCACAGACAAGACCCUGGAGCACAGCCGGGAUUUCAGGAUCAGGCACUACGCUGGCUCUGUCACUUAUUCUGUGGAAGGCUUCAUAGACAAGAACAAGGAUGACCUGUUCCAGGACUUCAAAAGGCUCCUGUACAACAGCUCUGACCCUGUCAUCAGCUCCAUGUGGCCUGAGGGGAAGCGGGGCAUCACAGAGGUGACCAAGAGACCCCUGACUGCCUGCACCCUGUUUAAGAACUCCAUGAUCCAGCUGGUCUCUAACCUGGCUUCUAAGGUCCCGUACUACGUGAGGUGCAUCAAGCCCAAUGAGCAGAAGUCGCCGGUGCUGUUUGACGACCAGCGCUGUCAGCACCAGGUCGAGUACCUGGGGCUCCUGGAGAACGUCCGUGUGAGACGGGCAGGCUACUGCAACCGGCAGCACUACAGCAGGUUCCUACAGAGGUACAAGAUGAUUUCCCAGUACACGUGGCCGAACCACCGCAUGGCGUCAGACAUGGCGGCAGUACAGCUGUUAGUACAGGAACGGGGGUUCAAACACGACGUGGCGUACGGGAAAACGAAAAUCUUCAUCCGGACUCCGCAGACACUGUACCAACUGGAGGAGAGCCGCGCUAAACUCAUCCCCGGGAUCGUGCUGUUUAUACAGAAGAUGUGGCGUGGCGGGCUGGCCCGGAUGCGGGCACGGAGGAUGCGAGCGAUCUACGCCAUCAUGGGGCGUUACCGCGUCUACAAGAUGCGCAGCUUCCUGGUGGACCUGCUGGACAGGUUCUACAACGUGCGCAACAUGGCGGACUACGGGCGAAGCGUGGCGUGGCCGCAGCCGCCCGCCGUGCUCGAGGAGUUUGUCACCCAGCUCAGGAAGGCUCACAACGGCUGGUGGGCGCGCCACAUCAUCGCUCAGAUCCCGGAGCGCGACAGGAAGGAGGUCAGGCUGAAGUCCAUCGCGUACGGUCAUCUCCAUGGUAACCGCAAGGACUGGGGACUCAACCAGCGCUGGAGGGGGAACUACCUCGGACUGAGCGAAGACAUCCAGAAGGCCAAGCUGUUCAACAACUCGCUGAACUCACUUGUGGCCCAAGACAGGUUCAAAGAAGUGCUGUUCUCUGCUCACGUCAAGAAGGUGAACCACCACAAUAAGAGCUCGGACCGGGCAGUUCUCGUGACGGACAAGUUCCUCUACAAACUGGACCCCAAGAAGGGCUACAAGGCCAUGAAGCAGGGAACACCUCUGGCACAGAUGACGGGUGUGAGCGUGACCCCGGGUCAGGACCAGCUGAUCGCGGUGCACCUGGCAGGGGGCAACGACCUGGUUCUGUGUGUGACGGCCAUCAUGCCUCGCCAGGACCAGCGGGUACCAGAGCUACUGGCCGUGCUGUGUGACGCCUAUAAAAGAGUAAACAAGAAGGACCUGAAAGUGACUGUGAGCAACCGUCUGCAGUGUAUGCUGGGUAACAAGAACAGGACAGUAACAGUACGAAGCCACGACAAGGGCGCCGGCGUGACCUUCAGAAAGGACGGGAGUACGAGCCUGGUACUGGUGGGCACAGGCAGCCAAUGAGCAGCAGCGUUACAAUUGCAAGUUGGAGGAGCAGCCAAUGAGCAGCAGUGUUACAUGUGCAAGUGGGAGGAGCAGCCAAUGAACAGCAGCAUUACAUGUACAGGUGUGGAUGAGCAGCCAAUCAAGUACGGUGUUACAUUUAGUGGUAGGGAUGAGUAGCCAAUGAAUGGCAGGUGGUUGAGCUGGCAGUAGCCAAUGAAAAGCAGUGUUACAUGUGCUAAGUGGGGUCAGUAAGCCAAUGAAAUGCAGGAUUAUAUAAGGCAUUCCUACCCACAAACCUUAAAUUCAUUCCUUGCUAUAAAUCAAGUUUACAAACAAGCUAAGAAACAAACAAGUAGAUUUCUACGAAGGCAUCGAAUGAUGGAAAAUUCGCUAAGAUAAGACAUUGUGACAUAUUUGAGUACAGGUGUGUAAGACACUCAUCCUAUCUUGGUAUGUCAGCACCUGUUCCUACUAGUGUCUUUGAGAAAGUAGUAUCUUGUGCUUAUGAAGGAGUCUGGCAAGACAUUUGGUGACUUAAGGCCAGGUUUUAUUUUAAAGUUGAGGGUUCUCCAAAAUCAAGAUGAGCCAGUGAUUAGUUUUAGAGUACAGUCAAACCUGUGGACCUUUUGUAGAGAUGGUCACUUGCACAGGUUUGGCUGUAUGAUUGUGAAAAAUGAGGAAAAUGCUGCAA
This is a messenger RNA of Branchiostoma floridae (Florida lancelet), 3725 nucleotides long. RefSeq names its product unconventional myosin-Id-like. Gene Ontology annotation, cellular component: actin cytoskeleton; cytoplasm; vesicle. Bases 11 to 3052 code for a protein of 1013 amino acids. The record is from RefSeq and is a predicted model, not a curated record. The transcript has 23 exons. Gene Ontology annotation, molecular function: ATP binding; actin filament binding; microfilament motor activity. Lineage: Eukaryota; Metazoa; Chordata; Leptocardii; Amphioxiformes; Branchiostomatidae. Gene Ontology annotation, biological process: vesicle transport along actin filament; actin filament organization.